Colossoma macropomum (tambaqui) is the source of this 4226-nucleotide messenger RNA. RefSeq names its product trichohyalin-like. The record is from RefSeq and is a predicted model, not a curated record. Gene Ontology annotation, molecular function: GTP binding. Bases 1025 to 3904 code for a protein of 959 amino acids. Lineage: Eukaryota; Metazoa; Chordata; Actinopteri; Characiformes; Serrasalmidae. The transcript has 12 exons.
GGAAUUGGGUUUGUUGAAAUCAAGACUAAAGAUUUUAUAUUACUAGAAUGAAGUUCACUGCAGAAAAAAAAAUACAGUAUUUAAAAUUUAAAACAGUAUGAAACAUUUACAGCAAAGCCGUUUCAGAUUCAUAUAGACUGCAGCAUUAAACAUUUACAUUCAUAGUUUAAAACACAGACAGAAAGAAAGGCAGUAAGGUUUGAAAAAUUAUUAAAACCUAUGAAAAAUAAAAUAUUGAAAUCAGCAGCAUUAACCAAAAAAAGAGGAAUGUAAGAUAUGAAAAGCAGGUGAAUGACAGAGAAAGAAGAAAAAGUCUAAAAGAAAGGUUGAAAGAAGGCUGUGAAGGGAGAGAAAUGAGCAGUAGGUACGAAGGUAACCGAAGGUCAUAGAGCCUGCCUGUUCAAAUCAAUGUGAUGAAAAAAUGUUGCAGUUCCUGUUUGCAUAAGUGAGGUGUCCAGUCAUGCCAUCCACUUCACCUCUCCUGCUUCUUGAAACGAGCAGCCUGUACAGGAAAUCCCCACAGCUGAACACACCUUCAGCACAACUGCUUCCUCAUGAAAAUCACUCCACAGAAAAUGUUCGUUUUUGCUCAUAAUCAUCACAGACAGCCUUCAAAUCACAAAAAAGAACCACACAUUCACUGUAAACUCCAAAAGGAAAAACAAUGGCCGACAUGUAAUCAUUCCCCACUGGCGUGAACGGACUCUGGUUGUUGUUGUCUGGAUAAAGUAGGAAUGUGGAGUGUUUUGGGAGGGUUUGAGGAAGUUGCUUUGGAAACUCUUAAACCAGUCGGGUAGGUUAGACGAUCAAACACAGCAACUCUAAAGAACAUUAAAGUGAAACUAGACGAGCAUUUCACUCUGAAAUCCAUAACGUGGACAUGUUUCACCUCCAACAGCCAUAUGACUAUAUGAAAACAGCACGAGGAUAAAGUGGUCUUGGGGGAUUGCGGGGGCAACAGUGGAAUGAAGUAGAAGAAAAAUGUGAAGAAUUAAAAUUCAAGUGGAGGAGAUAAAGAGAUAAAAUGGCGGCUGAAAGAAACAAUGAGUUUAAACUCAUUGGACCUGAUGGUUUAGCGCGUCACUCUGGCUCUGUGGUCACUCUCUCCUGUCACCUGUCUCCUGAAAUCAGUGUUGUUGCCAUGGUGAUCAGGUGGUUUAAGGGGACGGACUGUGUUUGUCUCUAUAAGAACAGGCAGGUGACAGAGGGGAGGGGCUACGAGGGCAGAGUGAGUCUGUUCACUCAGGAGCUGCAAAGAGGAAAUGUCUCCUUACAGAUCAGAGACUGUGGAGGGUCAGAUGGAGGAUAUUAUCUGUGUCAGGUCACCAAUGGAGACACAACAGAGGAGUGUACAGUAGGAGUGCUGGGACCCUGGUUUUUCCUCGUCCAACAGAGGGACAGAGAAUGGACAGAAGAGGAGAGAAAGAAAAUGAAGGAAUCUGUUCUGCCGAUCGAGUCCUCAGAAGAGCCCAAACGUUAUGAACAUAAAGAGAGUAUUUUAAUGGAGAGAAACGCACAGCUGAUGGAAAAAGACAAACAAAUUCAAGAGAAAGAAAAACUUCUGACCAAAAACACAGAGACACUUCAGAUGAAGGACAAGAUGCUGGAAGAGAAAGAAACACUCCUCACAGAGACAAAAGAAAAAUUGGACCAAAUGACCAAAGAGACUCAGACACAGCUUAAAGAUAAAGACUCACAGCUGGAGACUCUGAGAAAAGAACUGCAGGACAAGAGCAGCAAACUACAGGAGAUGAUGGUCCUACUGGACCAACAGAGAACUGAACUCAGCCGUCAACAGAAAGAGUUAGAAGAGAAAGAUCAACAACUUAAACACACAGCACAACAGAAUUCAGACCUACAGACUGAAACUGAAACACUGAAAAAGCUCAUUUUAUCACAGACGACUGAUUUAACUGAAAAGACCAAACAGCUUAAAGAAACAAAACACAUUCUCUCUGAGAGAGACAGACAGCUAAUGGAGAGAGAAGAACAAGUGGAGGAGAAAGACAGACUUCUGACAGAAAACACAACAACACUUCAGAUGAAGGAGAAGAUUUUAGAAGAGAAAGACAAACUUCUCACAGAGACACAAGAUGAACUGAGACAAACAACAAAGACCUUAGAGAGUCGUAGAAAACAAAUGGAGGAAAUGGAGAAAAGACUUGUGGAGAAAGAUGAAGAAUUAAAAGAAGAACUGAAAGAUAAAGACAGGAUUCUAAAAGAACAUUUAGAGACAAUUGAUAAGAGAGAUUCAUUAUUAAAGGAAACUAAUGAAAGAUUAGAAAGUGUUAAUAAACAGCUUAAAGAUAAAGACUCACAGCUGGAGAAUCAGAUCAAACUGCUGAGAGAGAAAGAGACUCUACUGGAGGUCACAGUGAAAGAGGUGGAGGAGAAGGAGAGACUUCUAAGAGAGAGAGACACACAGCUAAUGGAAAGAGAGCAGCAGGUUGAGGAGAAAGACAGACUUCUAGAGGAGAGAAACAAGCAGCUGCAGGAGAGAACAGAUCCAGACUCAGCAGCUCCAGCCAGGAGGAGAAACAGCAAAGAGGAGAUUCCUCCAGACUUGAGUGAAGAGAUUCCAGAGUCUGCAGCACCACUCAGGAGAAGAGACAGUCUGCAGGACUUUCCUCCACUUAUGAGUGGAGAGUCCUCUAGUUCAGCCUCUCCAGAGUCAGUUCCUGUAGCAGAGCUCAGGCUGGUGCUGCUGGGGAGGACUGGAUGUGGGAAGAGAGCAGCAGGAAACACCAUCCUGGGCAGAGAGGAGAGGAGCCAGGCUGGAGCGUCUACAGUGAGGCAGCAGAGUGAGAGCAGACAGGGGGAGGUGGCUGGGAGGCAGGUGACUGUGGUGGACACUCCUGACUGGUUCUGUCCUGGACUCUCUCUGGAGGAGCUGAGACGGGACGUGGGACUCUGUGUCCGUCUGUCCGCCCCAGGACCCCACGCCUUCCUCCUAGUCGUACCAGUGAAGCGGUCUACAGGAGAGGAGGGAGGCAUGCUGGAGAAAAUGGAGGAGAUCUUUGGAGAGAGAUGUUGGAGGAACACCAUGAUCCUUUUCACUGUUACUGAUGAAGCCCAAGAGAAGAACAUUGAAGAGUUUAUCCAGUCAGGAAACCAGGAGGUCCAGAGACUCGUAGAGAAAUGUGGGAACAGGUUUCACUGUCUCAGCAUUAAGGAGAGCGGAGAUGGUUCUCAAACCUCAGAGCUGCUGGAGAAGAUAGAGAAGAUGGUGGAAGGAAACAGAGAGAAACUCUACAGCAGUGAGAUCUACCUGGAGACACAAUCUCAGAUCAGAGCCAUGGAGAGAAAGAUAAUGAAAGAAAGAGAAGAAAAGAAGCUAAAAGAAGAAAAAGAAAUGAAGGAAAAACUAGAAAAGGAGGUGCAGAACUCUCUGAGGAAGGUAGAGGGAGCAGUACAAGAGCACGAAGGAGAGAUAAAACAACUGAAUGACCGAACAACUGAGCUAGAGAGAAGGAUGAAAGAAGAGAGGGAUGAUGAGAAAAAGAGAGAACUGGAGCGAGAGCUGGAAAGAGAGUUAAAGCAAAGAACAGAAAUGGAAGAAAAGGUGAAGAGACUAAAAGAAAAAAGAGAGAGAGAGAGGAGAGAGAUGGUGGAGAGACACAGACAGGAGAUGGAGGAGAUCAGGGAGGCGUAUGAAGGAGAAGCCAGAAUGGAGGCAGAGAGGAACCUCAUGAAGAUCAUCCUGCCUGAACUCCAGAGAAACAUUCUGGCCUCAAAGUCAAAGAUGCAGGAAGAGCUCAGCAGACAGAUGGAGGAGAAGGACAGAGAGCUGGAGAGACUGAAAGACAGACUUUUAGAGCUCACAGAGACUCACAGUCUGCUGAAAGAAGCCUACCAGACUACAGUGAUGAUCAUAGCAGAUCCAGAUCCAGAGCAGCAUUCCUGAAUGUACUGUGUCAAAAUCAUUCAGAGACCUUCACUUAUUCAGUUCUUCUCAAAGCAGACAUUAAGUACACGUUAUUGAUGUUUCAGUGUCAGAAAAACAAACAAAACGUAGUGUGACAGAAAUAUUAGGCAGCGAAGCACAUUAUUUAAAACCAUAUAUCUAAGCAUUAAGUGUAUAUGUGCUUCUGAAAACAUCACAUAUCCUUAGAAUAAACAAACAUAAGUACAGUGAAAGUAAAAAGACGUUCUUGUGUUCAGGAAAGCAGCUGUUUGUGAUGUAGGUUGAAAAACAACAUUGGGUUCCAGAUUUCUCCUCAGCUCCU